Rhodofomes roseus is the source of this 990-nucleotide messenger RNA. RefSeq names its product PIN domain-like protein. The transcript is spliced from 4 exons. Gene Ontology annotation, molecular function: crossover junction DNA endonuclease activity; 5'-flap endonuclease activity. The record is from RefSeq and is a predicted model, not a curated record. The annotation marks the transcript as partial. NCBI's taxonomy places the organism in Eukaryota, Fungi, Basidiomycota, Agaricomycetes, Polyporales, Fomitopsidaceae.
AUUGCAUCCAGCAUAUGGCUUUAUCAGGUCCAGAAUACGUUCGCGGUCGGACAUGCCCAGUCGGGCGAGAACCCAGAGCUUCGCACGCUGUUCUUCCGGUUGGCCCGCCUCCUCCGGCUCCUGGUGCACGCAACGUUCGUGUUUGACGGCCAGGACCGGCCCCCGAAGAAGCGUGGAAAGAAGGUCAUCAAAACGAGUCAUUGGAUGGUUGCGGCGAUGAAGCAGUUCAUCGAUGCGUUUGGAUAUGACUGGUGGAUGGCGCCAGGAGAAGCAGAGGCAGAGCUUGCGCUCAUGAAUUCGUUCGGCAUCUUCGACGGAGUGCUGACAGAUGACAGCGACACAUUGCUGUUUGGAGCGCAGGUGGUCAUCCGCAACAUCGUGUCUUGUACAUUUGCCGAUGAGGCUCACUCGGCUCUACGCAGCUAUUCGGCAAAGGAUCAGAUGCUCACAGUUGUGAGCGCGGAUAGUAUCUUCAAGCAUCAAGCUCUUCGCCUUACCCGUCCGGGUAUGAUCCUGUUUGCACUGCUUACAGACUCACAGUUCCUACAGACUGGCUUGCAGGGCUUUGGGCCUCGAGUUGCAUGUGGCCUGGCACGCUACGGGUUCGGUGAACGCUUGUGCGAGGCCGUCCGGAAGCUUCAUGGCGAUGCCCUUUCGCAGUUCCUAUCAAGUUGGCGGGAUGAUCUACGUGUCACCCUGCGCACGGACAACCUCAAGCUCCUAGGCAGGCGAUAUCAAAGUUUAUCGGAUCGUAUCCCAGACACAUUUCCAAACCUUGCGGUCGUCGACUUGUACCGAAAUCCCGUAACAUCGCCACUGGAAGACUUCGAGAAAACCCCGGCUCAACCACCCGAUGUCGCCAGCCUCGGCGUUCUUUGUGAACGCUACUUCUCAUGGGGCACUCCCUCGGGUAUCAUCGAACGCUUUGGGAAUUGUCUACUCCCAGGCGUUGUGCUGCGAAGUCUCAUCAAGUGUGCAAUCAAUCGGGAU